AUGGACGAUCCUGCAUUGCAGGCGAACAUCCUCGAGCGCAGCAAUGUCGGAAUGGGCAUGUUGGUGCUCAACCGCGCAGAAGGCCUCGAUCUUCCGAGCGUGAACGAGCUGUACAAGCGCCUGAGAAAUCUGGAGGUUAACAGCCUCAAGCGCUUUGUUGGACUUACAGCUGCUCAGGAGUUCCGCAGCAAAGCAGAUGCUGCCAGAGACGAGAGCUUCCAGAGUUCGCUGGAGAAAGAGGAGAAGCAAAGCCCCUUUGCCACUGGCCGGUUUUGUAUCGGUCUGGAUCCCAAGGAGCUGCUUCUGGCUGCUGUUUAUGCGCAGAAGCACGGCGACCUGGCUCCCUUUUCAAAGGCCCUGCUGUGGAACAGCCAGGAGCUGGCAUACCUGGCAGCUGACUAUCGAAAGCCUCUAGUGUGCCACCUCAGCGGAGCAGCAUGGGAUGGUGGUGCAGCAUUGGCUGGACUGUCAAGCUUUUCUGGUGCACACCACACAUCCGAAAUCUCUGUCCGUUCUUGCUUCCAGGGCCUCGUGCCAAUGGGAGGCAUGACUGCGCUGCUUGCAUCUUUGAAAUGGCACCUGGGAGAGUUCCUUGCCCUGACUGGUUGGACCCUCCGUGGGUCUGACUUGGUCGCCCUGGGACUGAUAAGGCACUGGAUGUCGCCAGAUGCCCUGCCCUUCCUGGAGCUGACGGCCGAGAAGCAGCUGGAGGUCUCUGAGAGUGACGCUGCCCUGCUCCUUACCGAGCACUCGUUGCCUCUGCCCGAGGACACUAGCCUUCUCUCCGACGACCCAUAUGCGCCGGGAUUCAAGCGAAGUUACAUUCCGCUGAUCGCAGAGAUCUUCAGCAAGGAAAGUCUGCCCAAAAUCGUGGAGGCGCUCGAUCAUAGGAUCAACAAUCCUGAAACCUCACACAUGGACGGCGAGUUCUUGGAGGUUUGCAAGGACAGACUCAGCCAAGUGGACAAGCGAGCCGCCUGGAUGACGCAAACCCUCAUCCGAAGAGUCCGCGUGUCCGCCAGCGAGCAGCCUGCUACAUCAGGAAGGCUCAAUUCCUCUGUCCUUCUCGAAGCGCUGAGGGCCGAGCUCUGGGCCGAGACACAGCUCUUGACUCGGCAGGAGACCAUCUGGGGCCUUCAUGCGGCAUGCACAGGGACAACCUACAGGUUUGGUGACGAGGAGGUCCUGGUCGGGGAGGUCGACGAGGCGUCGACGCCGCCGAAGGACUUCGUGUUCAGCAUCCCUGAGAGACCCGAGAUGCCUCUUUCUCAACAUCCGCGCUUGAGGCGGUAUCAUCCUGACUACGACUCUGCAACAGGUCUGGACCAUGAUCCGCUUUGGAUGCAGCAGGAAGUGCGACGCUGGGAUCCGCAGGUCUUCGACCUCGAGCGUCGCCACGCUGUAGAGGCCAGAGGAUGA
Molecule: messenger RNA, 1419 nt
Organism: Symbiodinium natans
Lineage: Eukaryota; Dinophyceae; Suessiales; Symbiodiniaceae
Source: the annotation of a GenBank genome assembly